GAGGUUUCCUUUUCUUCCAUGACUCAUGUACUAAAUCACUAUUAACUCUGACGUCGAGUCCAGCUCUUUCUUUCCCAGAUAGUUCCCCAUGCAGCGAACAGGAAAUGAGAUGCUCAUUUUUUUCCAUAAAGGCCACCUAGGUCAUCUCUAGAAAGACCCAGAAGAGUGAUAUCUGUCUCUAUUUUUGGAAUGCCUACAUGUCCACAGAACUCAGCAGGUUUCAAAUUCCACCAGACCAACAGCUUUGCAGAAAUGCACAGAGUUAUCAGUAUCAGCACAUAGAUUGGGGUCUGCUGAAGCAUUGGGGUGACCGCACUGCCGCGCAACGUCUGGGAUGCGGCGUCGCAGCGCCCCCUGGGGGCCAGCUCGAGCUCUCCUUGCCACCGGCGAUCCGCAGUGCGCCGGCUCCUGGUUCGAAACAGUUGGGAGAUGGACUGACUCCAGCUUCCGCUCAGGGAGGCCCUCCUGAGAGGCCUGGCCUCCCAGGGCCAUGAGGAAGUCCGUCCAGAAAAACGUUAAAGGAAAACAAGUCAACCUCAAGGUCAAGCCAUCUGUACACGACUUGAGCAAAACUCAUCAGACCAAGCUCACUGUGGGUAGUCUGGGAUUAGGCCUGAUCAUCAUCCAGCAUGGGCCCUACCUUCAGAUCACCCAUCUCAUUGCAAAGGGAGCUGCAGCCAGGGAUGGAACACUCCAGCCAGGUGAUGUUUUGAUUAGUGUUGGCUAUGCAAAUGUGUUAGGUUAUACUCUUCGAGAAUUUUUAAAGCUUCUGCAACAUAUCACCAUAGGAACAAUACUACAAAUAAAAGUUUACCGAGAUUUUAUAGACAUACCCCAAGAAUGGCAAGAAAUAUAUGAUUUAAUCCCUGAGACCAAAUUCCCAAUCACACGCACAACAAAGAAAACUGAGGAGGCAAAAGAUAGAUCUGUCACAAGCAGUGAUGAUGAUGAAGCUUUCGAUACAAGACUUAAGUACUAUAAAUAUCCACGGUCCACUGGACAUUACCCUGUAAGGAGACCAAUGUCUAUCUCCAGAGAAUGGCAUGGAUAUAAAAAGAAGAACCAUGUAAUGCGUGUAGGAAAAGAUAUUAACUGUGACGUAAUGAUUCACAGAGAUCACAAGAAAGAAGUGAGGGCCCCUUCUCCAUACUGGACCAUGGUGAAGCAAGACAAUGAAAUCUCCUCCUCCUCAUCAGCCUCCUCCACCUCAGAUGCAUUUUGGCUGGAAGACUGUACCCCUGUUGAAAAGGGCAGUGGUGAACCAGUAUCACGAGUUGGUUAGGCAGCAGUUUUCAAAUCUGUGACCACAGAAGCAUUUACCUUGAAAACACUCAUUUUUUUGUGCACUGCCUUACUUUUGAGUGUUAGGUUGAUAAUUACUUGAAAGAGACAGAAUAGAAACAGAAAAGGGAGAAGAUGAGGGGGAAAAAAAAUACACCAAAAUUGUGCCACAGUGAAGAUAAACAUAAAAAAGGAAGCAGUGCAAAUACAGGCUACAGCUAACAGGUAAUAUAUAUUUUGCACAAAUAACUUUUGGAAAAAAGGCAAAAGGGGGUAAAACCCAGAUCAUUUAACUGUUCUUACCCAAGAAUACAGACUUUUAACUGCUUUUAUCUUUAAAAGCCAAUAAUAAUCUGGAGAUAGUUACUCUGAUAGCAACUUAAGCCUUAAUUUUAAUAGUUUCUCAUGCUUCUGUACUUUAUAAUUAUAUUCCUAUUCUCCUUAAAAGUAUCUAAAGCAAAAACUCAACAUAAAACAAAUACCUCUUGAUUAACUGAUUAGGAAAAAUGCAAGAAAAACAUUUAAAUAGAAUGCUUUAUUGACUUUAGGUCAGUUGGGAACAAUUACCUAUAUUUAUGCUUUAUAUUUCAUCUCAUUGGAAAAAAA
Capra hircus (goat) is the source of this 1887-nucleotide messenger RNA. RefSeq names its product PDZ domain containing 9 (gene PDZD9). The coding region runs from base 491 to 1282 and encodes 263 amino acids. Gene Ontology annotation, molecular function: protein binding. The transcript has 5 exons. NCBI's taxonomy places the organism in Eukaryota, Metazoa, Chordata, Mammalia, Artiodactyla, Bovidae. The record is from RefSeq and is a predicted model, not a curated record.